This is a messenger RNA of Maniola jurtina (meadow brown), 3423 nucleotides long. RefSeq names its product lebercilin-like protein. The coding region runs from base 101 to 1918 and encodes 605 amino acids. Gene Ontology annotation, biological process: intraciliary transport. The transcript is spliced from 7 exons. Lineage: Eukaryota; Metazoa; Arthropoda; Insecta; Lepidoptera; Nymphalidae. The record is from RefSeq and is a predicted model, not a curated record. Gene Ontology annotation, cellular component: axoneme.
GCUACACAACGCGAAGUUUUAAAAAAUAACUUUGUGAUAUCGCUUUUGCAAUUUUUUCUUUUUUCGUGUAGAAAAUGGAAUUUUUCUAGUUUUACCGAGGAUGUCAGUGCUGAGCCUCGUGCCAGAAGAUAAACAACGACAAAGGAAUUCUCUCGAGAGCGUUUACAGCAGCAACUCGCGCCUCAAUCUGCUGCACAAGCGCAAACGCCUCCACCCUCUCGACAUGUCCAACCAGUCCCUCAACAAGGGGGACCGCUACGUCACGCAGCGAGUGCUGUCUGCCAAGACGCACAGGGUCAAACAGCUGCAGAACCAGUUGGCUGACGCACACUACCAUCUCCAAGAGCUCAGCAACGAAAAUCGAGUGUUACGUGCUCUUCAAAAGAAACAAGAAAUCGCUUUACAGAGAUACGAGAACUCAAACGCAGAGCUUCCCCAAGUUCUGAACUCCCACAACGAGGAGAUGCGUAUUCAGCAGAGCAAAUACAAGCAAAUCAAGCAGCAGUACAAAGAAGCGGCGCAGAAGCUCAAAGAAAGAGAUUUACAGCUGCAGCAGUUGAAGGACGAGCAUCAGCAUUUGCUGGACUUGAGCAAGGACAGGAAUCUCCUGGAACGCGAGAAGCUGCAAGCUCAAGUGAUGGAACUGACAGCAAAAGUGCAGCAACAGAAUGAAACUAUAAGCAUGCUGCAAAGACGCCUGGCUCUCGAGGCGAAGAACUUCAGGCACCAGCUGCAGGCUGAGAUCAACAAACAUAAGGACACCAGGCACGACCUGGAUCUUGCUAUUAAUAAUGCAGAUAAACUAUCCACUAUCAUUGAGAUGAAGGAAAAGAUGCUGAGCACAGCGGCGAGCAGAGUGGUUAAGUCUCCCACUAAGGGAGUCUCCGUCACCAACAUGGCGCGGCCGAUCAGCAAGAGUGGACGAGACGCUAGCAGAGGGAAUGACGACCGAACGAAUGUAAUGCAAUUGGAACAAAAUCUUCUAGCAAAACUGUGUGAGAACUCACGUAACGUAAGCAGUUCACUAUCACACGAGGAAGACACAAGUUCCUCCACCGAACCUCGCUCACGAUAUGUUUCUUCCCGAACUUCCACCAGCCAACGCACCACGCCGAGCCAAAACCAAAACCGAAACAGAAAAGACUCAAAGAGUCCAGACGAUAUGAUAGAACUCGCAAAAACCGUACAAGACGGAAUGGCUGACCUUACGAUCAUUGAUGAUGAUCUAACCCAUACAACUCCUGAAGAAAUGCAGAAAAAAAUGGAAGCUAUGAAAGCAGAACUGAUGAAGAAAAUAAAGAAUAACGAAGAACCAGGAUCGAGAAAGCCGAGUGCGUUGAGAAGGAAAUCUAUUGAAGAAGCCAUUGAAGAAAAAAUUGAAGAAGUUGUGAUAGAACGACCAAAGUCUAGAGGACGAAGAGGUUCUACUGUCUCUUUCUACGACAGUUCAAGUUCUGAAGUUAACGCAACUAGUACUGACGAAGGAGAGAAAAGAGAGAAAACGGUUUUAAGACGCGAGCUUAGCAUCACCGAAAAGAAAGUAGCAGGAAAACCAAUUGAAACAUACUGCAAAGAUAUAAUACAUGAUAUAGAGAAAAGCAGCAAAGUUAUUGAUAACCACAUGAAACAAUUCACUCAAACCAAGUUCAAUAGCGAUAAAUUGGUUGAACAGUUGCAAGUGGUUGAUAAAUUGAAUGAAUUUGUCAAUGGUGGAGGUGAUAUACCAACAGAAGCUUUCACUGAACUGAAUGAUAACUUCAAAUUGCUUACAGAACAGGCUUUCACCGUACCUCCUGUUGCAAGGAAACGCUCGGUUUCAAGUAGAAGAAAUUCUCGUGUUGAAUCCAGGACAAGCUUGCUUGGCGAUUCCAAUAUGAGUAAUCAGGAUAUGCUUGAAGAUUUGCUGGGGAAGAAAUGAUAUACGGCAUUAUUUAACGUGUAACUUUGGUGGCACGUUCGAACGGACUAUUUCAUCGGAUGGUGAUAAAAUAUAGUGAAUUAGAAUAUUUAUGAUCUGUUUCAUGAAUGGAACAGUCUAAAAGAGUAGACGUCUCUUAGUAACCUUAGAGAUUGUAUUUAGAACAAUUAGAGCUAUACUAAUACUUCGGUCCUUUAACUAUUUUCUAUUUGACCCCUACUAUUGGGCAAUAAUUUUUAAUUUUAUACCCACUUAAAUCUAUUUAUAUAAAGCGUAACUGACUGACUGACAUAUCGACCUUUAUAGCUUAAACCGCUGGAUUUAAAACCUUGAGUUUAAGUUUUUGACCCACCAAUUUUCUUUGGAACAUAAAGCUCCACUUAGAAAAGAUUUUCAGAACUUCUACACGAGCAAAGCCGGUAGAGUAAGCUUGUACACACUAUACUUAAACCACAGUACACUGGUACACCGUAUUUGUAUUUGUAUCAAUAUGAUGCCAUUCGAAAUACACUAAACCAAAGUUAGAUAGAAAAUGGUUUAUGGUCGAAUAAAACGAUUUCUAUAUUAGAUAUUUUUGUACACGAAUUAAAGUAGAAUAGAAAGCGUUCAUUCAGAAUUUACGCAUUAAAUCUUGCGAAGAAAUUGCGUUCAUAAAUUAUGUUGAAACAAUUAUUUGUUUAGUAUUAACAAACAUUUGCAUCGGUAUGUUUUACGAGGUUUAAAUGAUUGUGUUGUGUGUAUGUUGUAGUAAUUUAUGUAAAAUGGAUCUUUCUCGGUAAUUUGGUGAUUCACCUGGCCGUUGCAAUUGGCACGUACAGUUUCAAACUGGAAUCGCAAUCAGGGGUAUUCAAUUAUACUUUUACGGACUUUUUCAAUUCGUUAAAGAAUCGCCAGUGAUUCAGGGAGCAGAAAACUUUAUCUCUAUCAAUCUAUACCUUGUUCAGGAAAAAAUUACUUUGAAGUCUCUGAGCCUACUUCAAAGAUAUCCAAUAGAUACUGUACCGAAACUUUUAAUUUUUUAAGAUGUCUCAGUAUCUAAUGCAUCGUUUGGGUUCACUAAUGAUUGACAAAAAACAUAUAACAAAUGACCAUUUCACCAAAAACGUUUAAAAAACGAAUCACAAUUAAAGUCGUAUUCCGCAAAUAGGUAAUCAUUUUAGAAGAGAACACCACCUAAUAAGACAAACGCUGUGCUUUCCAGUUGGGACUCAACAUCUAUUGAAGAAUCGAUAUCUAUAGUCCCAACAUCCCCGACCAUUGCCAGUACAUAAGUACUAGGUUCCUAUUAUCAAUUCAAUAGAUAGUUUCCCAAGCAAUAGCUAUUUCAGUUUGUUAUUGCCUCGCCUCAGCCGAGCCGGGGAUUUUCACCUGUACCUAAUAUUUUACACGAUCGAUUGGAUUUGUAUUUAUCUGUGUGAUUGUGGAUUUGUAGCGUCGAGUUCUUUAUAUUUAUUGUUAUUCAAUGAUUUACCUAUGUGAAUGAGAUUAAAAUCUAUUUUUGUGGA